CCAACGAGAGACCAAUGGAAACCUCCCCAAGAUAAUCUCAAAUCUCAAGUCAGUGAAGUCACCCUCCUCAACCAAUCCGAGAUAAACCUUUUAGAAUGCAUUAUUUUUUCUUUUUAUAGAAUGCUAGAGUGUCAAUCACUGAUUGGAUCUUCUGUGGCUCGAUUUGUCAAAUUUCUGCAGCUUUCUGUACUACUCCAUUACCGUGACGCAGUGCAAUCUCCAUAACUUUCAAUUAUUGACAUAAUUAUAAUAAACAUGCUUUCAAUUCAAGUUCCAAGAGAUAAGAUUACAUGCUACAAAAUCUCGACAACUUUACAAAGAAAGAACAAAAAAAUUGAAGGGCUUUAUUUAUAGUAAUCACUGUUCGGAAGUAUGGGGUCGAGUGGAUGAACCAAGAAUUUAGCUUUCAUGGUCGUCUUAGAACUACAAAAUUAAUGAAAGAUUUGAUCUUUUUAAGUUGAUUCUUGGGAGUUUUGUGCCAUUUCUUUUGGUGGGCAGCUGAUAAAAAAAGAAGUUAAAAUGGGAAGAGAUUUGAUAGAAGAGAGCAGUAGAAUUAAUUUGAGAUGGGUUGGAAGUGGUGGAAGUGGAACUUCAAGGUGGGUUGAUGGAAGUGAAGUGAGUUCUGAAGAAAUACCAAAUUGGUCAAAAAUGGAGGAAGAUGAAUUUAGGAGUAGAUAUGGGUCUACUUCUGGGUCUCUUAAAAGAAGGCUUAUUAAGAAGCCUAAAAGAUUUGAUUCUUUGGAUGUUGAAGCUAUGGAGAUUGCUGCGGCCCAUGCUCAUCAUUCUAAGGAACAAUCUACAUGGCAUACUCUUGCUUUAGCAUUCCAAACUCUUGGAGUUGUGUAUGGUGACUUGGGCACGAGUCCUUUAUAUGUCUUCACUGAUGUGUUUAGCAAGGUGCCUAUAACAUCGGAAGUUGAUAUCCUGGGGGCACUCUCUGUAGUAUUGUAUACAAUAGCUCUUGUACCCUUAGCUAAAUACGUAUUUGUAGUGCUUAAAGCUAAUGAUAAUGGGGAAGGAGGGACGUUUGCAUUGUAUUCGCUUAUAAGCAGGUAUGCCAAUGUGAAUAUGCUUCCAAAUCGACAACAAGCUGACCAGCAGAUUUCUAGCUAUAGGCUUAAACUACCCACUCCUGAACUUGAAAGGGCUUUAAACAUUAAAGAGGUUUUGGAAAGGAAAUCCUCUAUGAAAACCCUUCUUCUAUUUUUGGUUCUUACAGGAACUUCUUUGAUUAUAGGGGAUGGUAUUCUAACUCCAGCUAUGUCAGUUAUGUCAGCUGUGAGUGGUUUGCAGGGUGAGAUUAAGGGAUUCGGUACUAAUGCUGUAGUCAUUGUUUCAAUGGUCAUUCUGGUUGGGUUGUUUAGCAUACAAAGGUUUGGAACAAGCAAAGUUGGGUUUUCAUUUGCUCCUGCCCUGUCAUUGUGGUUCUUUUCUUUGGCAUCAAUUGGACUCUACAACCUCAUCAGGCAUGAUAUUACAGUUUUGAGAGCCCUUAAUCCAGCUUACAUCUACCUUUUCUUUAGGAAGAAUGGUGUUCAAGCAUGGUCAGCUCUUGGCGGCUGUGUUUUGUGCAUCACAGGAGCCGAAGCCAUGUUUGCUGAUCUAGGCCACUUCACUGUGCGAUCCAUUCAGAUUGCAUUUACUUCUGUUGUAUUCCCCUGCCUUCUGCUAGCAUACAUGGGCCAAGCAGCGUUCUUGAUAAGAUUUCCAUCCUCAUCGGAGAGAGUAUUCUUUGAUAGUGUGCCAGAUGGAUUUUUCUGGCCAGUCUUUGUGAUUGCUACACUAGCUGCUAUUAUUGCAAGUCAAGCCAUGAUUUCUGCUACCUUUUCGGUCAUAAAGCAAGCCAUGGCCCUAGGUUGUUUUCCGAGGCUUAAGAUAAUUCACACCUCAAAGAAGCAGAUGGGUCAGAUUUAUAUCCCUGUCAUCAACUGGUUUCUGAUGGUCAUGUGUCUUAUAGUGGUUGCCACUUUUAGAAGCACCACAGACAUUGCCAAUGCAUAUGGCAUUGCUGAAGUUGGAGUCAUGCUAGUCAGUACUAUAUUGGUAACACUUGUGAUGCUUUUGAUCUGGCAAACAAAUAUAUACAUAGCUCUCGCUUUCCCUGUCAUAUUCGGGACAAUUGAGCUCAUUUACUUAUCAGCAGUUCUAUCAAAAAUCCUGGAGGGUGGUUGGCUUCCUUUGGCUUUUGCUGCCUGCUUCUUACUAGUAAUGUACACCUGGAACUAUGGAAGUGUUCUCAAGUAUCAGAGCGAAGUCAGAGAUAAAAUAUCCAUGGAUUUUAUCCAUGAACUCGGAUCUUCACUUGGAACUGUAAGAGUCCCUGGAAUUGGAUUACUCUACAAUGAACUGGUUCAUGGAAUUCCAUCCAUUCUAGGACAGUUUCUUCUGACCCUUCCUGCAAUUCACUCUACCAUUAUCUUUGUAUGCAUAAAAUAUGUCCCAGUUCCUGUAGUGCCUCAAGAAGAACGAUUUCUCUUUCGAAGAAUUUGCCCUAGAGACUACCAUAUGUUCCGUUGCAUUGCUCGUUAUGGGUACAAAGAUGUUCGCAAAGAAGACCAUCAUUCAUUCGAACAAUUACUGAUAGAAAGUCUGAAAAGAUUUCUGCAGAAUGAGGCCCGUGAUCUUGCUCUUGAGGCUAACUUGAAUGAACUUGAUAUUAUGGAUAGUGCUUCAGUAAGAUCAAUGGAUAUAGCAGACACUGAUGCUGAUGAGUUACGGGUCCCACUGAUGCAUGAUCAACGAUUGGAAGAAAGCGAGGAGUUGCCAUCGAGUGUAAUGUCAGGAGAGGAAGAUCCUAGUGUAGAGUAUGAAUUCUCUGCUCUUAGAGAGGCUGUAGAUUCUGGGUUUACAUAUUUGCUUGGAGAUGGAGAUGUUAGAGCAAAGAAAGAAUCAUGGUUUGUUAAGAAGUUGGGUAUCAAUUAUUUCUAUGCUUUCUUGAGAAGGAAUUGCAGGAGAGGUGCUGCUGUACUCAGGGUUCCACACAUGAAUGUUAUUGAAGUUAGGAUGACAUACAUGGUUUAAUUAAUUUUGUGGCAAAUGUGCCAUUCUAGAAAAUGAGCUUCUUGAGGUAAUAUCUCUUUUCUAUUGUUAGAAAGGAUCAUUCUCUUGAAAAAUAAUCUAUUAGCAUAUAUUCAUGAUUAUUAGUUCUUUGGCAUUCA
This is a messenger RNA of Spinacia oleracea (spinach), 3158 nucleotides long. RefSeq names its product putative potassium transporter 12. Gene Ontology annotation, biological process: potassium ion transmembrane transport. Gene Ontology annotation, cellular component: membrane. The transcript is spliced from 9 exons. The record is from RefSeq and is a predicted model, not a curated record. Lineage: Eukaryota; Viridiplantae; Streptophyta; Magnoliopsida; Caryophyllales; Amaranthaceae. Gene Ontology annotation, molecular function: potassium ion transmembrane transporter activity. The coding region runs from base 520 to 3021 and encodes 833 amino acids.